Messenger RNA from Aspergillus affinis, 480 nucleotides. RefSeq lists its product as uncharacterized. The transcript is spliced from 3 exons. Bases 1 to 480 code for a protein of 159 amino acids. The record is from RefSeq and is a predicted model, not a curated record. NCBI's taxonomy places the organism in Eukaryota, Fungi, Ascomycota, Eurotiomycetes, Eurotiales, Aspergillaceae.
AUGGGCAAAAGAACCUUUUUCCGGAAUGAGGACAUAAAGAGAAAACGCCGUGAGCGGCGGGCAGCAAACGGCUAUAUUGCAAAGGCUUACCAAGACGAAGAUGCCGUGAGAAAAAGGCAUGAGCGGACAGAAGAAACAAAAAAUCUACACAAGGAAAAGGUGGCGGAUUAUCAGGAGUUUGUGAUAGAAGAAGGGUACGAGUCACCAGGAUAUCGGAUCAAGUCUGGCUGUCUAGCACCAAGUAUCGUCGUCAUCAAAGAUUUUAUCCGCUCGUACGUCCGUACCGUUAAAGGCACGGGACAGCUUAGUCAAAAGAAAACAGCUACGGUGAGGACCGCCACAGCUUAUGCUGAGCAAUUCUUUGGUGGCUUUGAGGAAGCAACUGGCAGUAAAAUUAUGCCAGACAACCGUUCGGAGAUUUAUUCGGUUUUUCUCUUCACGGGAGCAAGUAAGAAGGCAGGCCUAGCAGACAUUCAUUGA